Messenger RNA from Phytomonas sp. EM1, 1105 nucleotides. Lineage: Eukaryota; Euglenozoa; Kinetoplastea; Trypanosomatida; Trypanosomatidae. The record is from the annotation of a GenBank genome assembly.
AAAAAAGGCAAGGAAAGGGUAUUUAUUUGCAUACACCUAGCGUAGGAGAUAAUAUUUGGCCUUAUCCCAACGACAUUCAUCGUACCCUUUAUAUAUUACCGAAAGAAGAAAGGAGGCCCAUGAAGCUUAAUACGACGGACGGACUAUCUUCAAGCCCCAUGCAACCUGAUGGAAUCAGCAAUAAUGACGUUCUUAUUAUAACGUUCAUUGUUGUAGUGCUCUCGUACGUCUUUAGCAUGUACUGGGAACGCCGUCUUGCGGGUGUGCUUUUUUUCCCUAAUGAGCUUGCAAUGGAAAAAGAAAUAUCGAAUUUAGAAAAGCAAGCCGCGGGGCUUAACACCACGGAUACGUGGCACGAAUUUGCACGCGUGGAGCGUAAACUUCUAAUACUCAGGAAAAAGCUCUCUGAGGAGCGUUCCCAACGCCGUGACCACCAGUUGAAACCUGCGACCCUAUUCUCCUAUAUAAUGCGAUCAUCGUGGCGGAGUCCACUUACCGAUACCGAAAAGGAUAGAAAAAAAACCGCUGAAGUCAGGAGUGAUGGGUGGCUAUGCAAGGUCAUCUCUAAAUGGUUUCCAAAUCUCACAAGUCAGCAUCUGCGCAGCACACUUCCGGGAGUCAUUAGCUACGUUAUCCGGUACGGCCCCGUCGGGGGGUUAUGCUGGAAGUGGUGGGGUAGACCUCACGUUGGACAGCUACCGAUGUGUUUGGCAAUGAAAGCGUUUACUCAGAUGUUCUGCCUGCCAGCCGUGAUAUUCAGCUUUUUAAAACAUGGUGUCCUCUAUGCUAUCUGGGGUGCGCAUUCCAUGAACGAUAAACUCGCGUCGUCAGUAGGUGAGAAAAAUGAUUUAAUUCAUGAACCACCGGUAUCCUUUGGUAUUUUUAUAUGGGUUAUGAUGUGUGUUUGUACAGUGAAGUUUACCCUCCGUGUGUUAUGUUGAAAUAACAUACUUCUCCUUGAUGAAUAAGAAGAGUCACGAAGAAUCAUUCUUAUCCGAUGAUAUCUUUGUGGAUUACCGUGACACCAACAUCUAGAAGUCCCCUGAAACCAGGAGACUUUGAUAGCAUUAUCAUUGCCUAUUUCUUUUCAACCCUCAAAUAAAAA